CACUCAGCGCUGUGCUGCGGAUUUCAGGGGAUCAUGUGAAAAGCCGGUUCAUAAUACAACACUAGAAGAUGUAGCCUACGUUACAUUAGCAAAUACAUCCUUAUUAGAUUACACACUUUAACAUAUAACACUAAAAUCUAAGAGGCACUUAUCUAUACAUUAACAGCGCCCUGUGUGGUUAUCAUGUGUCAUUGAUAGAAUAUUGAUUUGGACUGUUUAUAAGCACAGCUCCCCGUAGGCAAGGCUCAUCAUUAAAAUGAUGCAAGCUGACGCUGGAGAGAAACCGGUUGCACAGCUAAUGUACGUAUUUUAGGCAUCUUUCAGCUCAUAUAUAAGAAGUACUGACACCAACUGAAAGAGAAAAAAAAACCCAUUGUGCAUUGGUGGCUGGGUGAAGAAUGACAGAAUAUAAGCUGGUGGUGGUCGGAGCUGGAGGCGUUGGAAAAAGCGCUCUCACCAUCCAGCUCAUCCAGAACCACUUUGUAGAUGAAUAUGACCCUACUAUAGAGGACUCGUACAGGAAGCAGGUGGUGAUUGAUGGGGAGACAUGUCUGUUGGACAUCCUGGACACAGCAGGUCAGGAGGAGUACAGCGCCAUGAGAGAUCAAUACAUGAGGACAGGGGAGGGCUUCCUCUGUGUCUUUGCCAUUAAUAACACCAAGUCUUUUGAGGACAUUCACCACUACAGAGAGCAGAUUAAGAGAGUGAAAGACUCUGAGGAUGUCCCCAUGGUGCUGGUGGGAAAUAAGUGUGACCUGCCAUCCCGCACAGUGGAUACCAAGCAGGCUCAGGAUUUAGCACGUAGCUAUGGAAUUCCUUUCAUCGAGACCUCAGCAAAAACGAGACAGAGAGUGGAGGAUGCCUUUUACACUCUGGUCCGGGAGAUAAGGCAAUACCGACUGAAAAAACUCAGCAAAGAAGAAAAGACGCCGAGCUGCAUCAAGCUUAAAAAAUGUAUUGUGAUGGGGUUGAUGAUGCCUUUUAUACUUUAGUCCGGGAAAUCCGAAAGCACAAGGAGAAGAUGAGCAAGGAGGGCAAGAAGAAAAAGAAGAAGUCCAAGACAAAGUGUAUACUAAUGUGAAUAAUGCCUCCAUUUCAGUAUCGACUCUGAACAGCUGAAAUAUUAAAGAACUGCAUUUUGUACAUUACACUAAAUUAUUAGCCUCUUCAGAGUACAGAAUGGAUCCCUAUUUUCCUUCAUUUGCUAUCUUACAAACAAAUAAGCUCUUUCUUGUCUAGUGCCAGAUGCCCCAAUGUGUUGGUCCUAAAUUACUUUGUAAUAAUGAAUUACAGCCAACAAUGAAAUUGUAUUGCCAUUAGCAUUUAUCCUGUGGGUAUUUUCCCAAUAUUCACCUAGAGCUUGUCGUUUAGCAGAUGGAAAGAGAAUAGAGGCUACUAGCAUUCUGUGCUUCAGAAUCCUAAGGAUUAAUGUUUUAAUGAGUUACGACUAGAUCUGUGGAGGAGUGUUUUGUGCAGUAUAAAUUAAAGGACAUGCAGUUGAAUAUUGCAGUUUGCCACACACAAUACUAAUAGCACAGUGAACUUUGCAUAUAAGUUAGUUCCUGUUCCAUAUUCAACUUAUUUCUUUUAAUAUUGUACAGAAUUGACCCCAUAAUUUUUAAAUCUGAUUUGGUUAUAUGAUGUAAUGAACAGUAUAUAUCCGUAUAUAAUAUCCUUAUGUAGGACCAACACUAUUUGGGGUAAAAUUUUGAUAUCUCCACCACUGUGUAACAGAUGGAAUGUCUGGGAUGUCAGACUUAUAUUAACCUGCAUGUGAACGUCCAUUGUAGUCCAAUUUUAAGCCUUUGAUAGUGUGUGUGGAUGGUAAGCUCUUAACCCUGAUCAGUUUUCAUUUGCAUGCUAUUCUUUGUGUAAUUUCCUGGAAAGGCAAUGAAAUGUUCGACUGCGUUAACACAUGCCCUGUUUUCCAGGUGGGAAAUUCUUACCCAGUUGAGUGUUUUUUUUUUUUGUUUUUUUUUUUCUGGAAAUGUGUUUUUUUUCACAGUGUUCAGUUUAAUUUAAUGAUUGUCCACAUUGAAUUAGCUUAGAUUAAUGAUAAUAGCUGGAUUUAAAGACUAAAUGCUACAGUAGAGUAAAAAUCAGUUUAGAUGAUCAGUUUCCCAGUCGUCUUAUUACAGUUUGUGGUUAUUGAUUUUGUAAGAAGUUGUAAUGUUUGAACAUCCAGCAGAGGAUUUUUAAGGAUAAGUCUGUUCUGCAGUACAUGAUUUCCCCUGGUGUACCCAGCCAAAUGCCUUUUUAUGAAAAUGUAACCAACCACUAAUAAUUCAAUAAUAUUAAAUAUUAUAUAUCUACUGAUCAGAAAAAAAAACAAGGCCAACAAAUGACUCAUGUCUCAAAUAGCUGCAUAAAUGUCUUUGCAUGGAGACACAACUGACAACUCCAGCUGCUCACUUCUUGUAUCGGCUGCAUGGCUGUAGGAUUGUGAGCAGAGCUAUGAACAAAUCUAACACUUACACACGUCUGCCUUGUCUUGCUAAUUUAAACCCAAAAGGCUGAUGUAAAAAUGGGCCAAAAGGCCAAUGCUGACAAAAUGUCAUUUCAGAGAGCUGUUAAAAACAAUGUUGCCUUUUUUAUUCAUCUUUUUUCCCCUUGUAUCACAGAUCCUUAAUCAGUGCUUUUUCAUUUAUUCCAUCAUAUUACAUGAAUGAAAUGGCCUGAUCUAUUGCUAAUGCUGCAUCUUCUAGGAAGCAAACACACAUAAAAUAAACAAAAUCAGGAUAACUGUUAUUAUGCAAUGUUAAUCCAGGUAAAGGCUGUUUUAAGCUGUUCUGUUACCUCUGUCCCAUUUAGAUAUGGUAACAUGAUUUCAUACUGUAUUCAAAUUAGUAAUUUUUCUGUCUCUCCCCAUCUCACUCUUAUUGUCUCUUUCUCUUCUGUUUGUGGUGUGCCAAUGGAGAAAGUUCUUAAAAUACUUCAUGUAUACCUGGAGUGUAUUUUAACAACCUUUGUACAGUUGUGAUACAGAAAGAUGCAUAUUUUGUAAAUUGUGCUUUAGGUGUUUUUUUUUGUUUUUGUUUUUGUUAAUAAAUGUCACUUUAAUAGACCUCAAAUAACUUCCUCUACUCUAAUUGA
Messenger RNA from Pangasianodon hypophthalmus (striped catfish), 3093 nucleotides. It is a transcript of the gene kras, whose product is annotated as v-Ki-ras2 Kirsten rat sarcoma viral oncogene homolog. Gene Ontology annotation, cellular component: plasma membrane. Gene Ontology annotation, molecular function: GTPase activity; GDP binding; GTP binding. The transcript has 6 exons. Lineage: Eukaryota; Metazoa; Chordata; Actinopteri; Siluriformes; Pangasiidae. Gene Ontology annotation, biological process: Ras protein signal transduction. The record is from RefSeq and is a predicted model, not a curated record. Bases 399 to 992 code for a protein of 197 amino acids.